Messenger RNA from Nezara viridula (southern green stink bug), 261 nucleotides. The record is from the annotation of a GenBank genome assembly. Lineage: Eukaryota; Metazoa; Arthropoda; Insecta; Hemiptera; Pentatomidae.
AUGAAGUUCCUGAGAAGUUCCGUUGAAGCUAAUGCCUCCGACCUGAAGGAUUUGAAAUCAUCAAUAAAAACCCAGGCAUCUAUCAUUUUCAAAAACUCGGAGCAAUUAAAAGCCAUAGAAUUGCUCCUAGAAGCUCAAAACUCGAAAUUAGAUGGCUUGGUUUUGGAGAAUUCGACUCUAAAAUCACGAGUGUCGGUGCUUGAAAUAAAGCUAAACAGAUCCGAGCAACAGCACCUAGUUAAAACCGCAGAGAUUAGAUGA